UAGCAUCAAUAAUCUGCACGACCAUGGAACAAUACGUCCUGCUAAAUCUCUGGGCGAUUCGGGCACUCGGAAUUUGGCAUCCGGAGAAAGACCCUUCUCGUUUUCGACUCAACAUUUACGGUCUCCUAAGAUCGCUGGCCGUGGGUUCGGUACUUUUCAUCUUCAUACCAGCCGCGAUAGCAGUGCAGAAUAAUUUCUCGCGAAAUUCAAGCCUCUCUACCAAAGUAGAGAUCCUCUCGCUCCUGAUAAGCUCAACCGUCGUCCUAUGCAAGACGGUGGACAUCGUUCUGCGUCGAAAUCAGGUCCAGAAUCUGAUCUCCAAGAUGUCGGAAUAUUGGCGAGGAGCAACGAGCGAGGAAAUCGGCGUGAUCGCGAGAUACGCGAGGUUCGGAAAAUCGGUUACCAAGUUUUACUUCACACUGGGUGGUCUGAGCUCCGUCUUUUUCGCCGCGCAGCCAUUCCUCAGUUCGUACUUCGCCGCCGGUGGCGAAAAUUCUUCGACGGUCAUCGUCAGCCGGCUGCCCUUCAACGGAUGGGAAAACCUCGUAGACCACUCUUCGACGCCGACCUUCGCCGUCGUCUUUGUCUGCCACGUCGUCGCCGGGACUGUCGCUUCCCUGGCUUCCAUCAGCUACGACUGUCUCUUCGCCGUCCUGGUCCUCCACGUCUGCGGCAACCUUCGCGCUAUAGUCUUGAAUCUGAGGAAUAUGAAAUUUGCAAACGACGACGAGAGCGAAGGGCGAGUUAUUCGCUGCGCUGCAACAUUCCAAAAUCUCAUUGAGUACACCAAGGAGCUGGAUAAUUGUUUGAGCAUGUUUCUUCUGAUCCAGUCGACAUCCAGUACUUUAACCAUUUGUCUGACCGGCUUCUUGGUGAGCAGGGAUAUUGAUGGGAAUAGCGAAUUGGGAAAAUACGUGUCUUACUGGGCAGCAGCCCUGUUUCAGCUCUUUAUAUUCUGCUGGUCGGCAAACUAUUUGCAAACCGAAUCGAUUAUGGUUGGCCAAUCGGCGUACGAAGCGUAUGGAAAAUUGAUGAACCUGAAUCCAGAAAGCGACCGUCGACGGUGUCACCGACUUGUGAACGUCCCUCGACAUUUGCAAAUGAUCAUUCUACGCUCGCAGAAACCGCUUAAAAUAACAGCCGGAAAGUUCUACGUCAUGUCUUUGAGGACCUUUAAAAAUAUUCUGAGCAACUCCUACUCGUAUUUUACAAUUCUACGUGCCUUUGCGGAUAAAAAAAUUUGAUCAAUGACCUGGUACAAUCCUUAAAUAAUUUAAGUCUCACUGGAAUUCUCCCGACACUGAUAUUCGGGGGAAACCUCAUGGGUAAGUGAAAAGGUGAGACGAUAAAUAAUU
Diprion similis is the source of this 1355-nucleotide messenger RNA. Its product is annotated as odorant receptor Or2-like. Gene Ontology annotation, biological process: detection of chemical stimulus involved in sensory perception of smell; sensory perception of smell. The coding region runs from base 24 to 1244 and encodes 406 amino acids. NCBI's taxonomy places the organism in Eukaryota, Metazoa, Arthropoda, Insecta, Hymenoptera, Diprionidae. Gene Ontology annotation, molecular function: olfactory receptor activity; odorant binding. Gene Ontology annotation, cellular component: plasma membrane. The record is from RefSeq and is a predicted model, not a curated record. The transcript is spliced from 5 exons.